UGACCCUCCCGCGGUCAGCUGUGUCGUGAGUUGUGUGUUCCUCUCCUGGAUUUUCACCUUCGUUCCAUAAGUGCUUUAUGAGUUGUUUCGGUUAUCCAAUUGCAACUUUCUAUCGUUAAUUUCAAUUGCGUAUUAUUCAAUCGUGUUUCAAAAAUGGCUGUGUCGGCACUCAACAUGCCUCCCUACUUUACUGGCUAUCCGUUUCAAGGCCAGGGUCGCGUAAACCAGCUGGGCGGUGUGUUCAUAAACGGGCGUCCGCUGCCCAACCACAUCCGGCUGAAGAUCGUUGAGAUGGCGGCGGCCGGCGUGCGACCGUGUGUCAUAUCGCGACAGCUUCGCGUGUCGCACGGAUGCGUGUCCAAGAUCCUGAAUCGCUAUCAGGAGACGGGCAGCAUCCGGCCCGGAGUCAUUGGCGGAAGCAAGCCGCGUGUCGCCACGCCCGACGUCGAGCGACGCAUAGAAGAGUACAAAAAGGCCAACCCUGGGAUAUUCUCCUGGGAAAUACGCGAGCGCUUGGUCAAGCAGGAAGGGAUCUGCGACACGAAUUCAGCGCCGUCAGUGAGCUCCAUCAGCCGACUGGUGCGCGGCACGCGGCGCGAGGACUCCGAUCCACGCAAGAACCACUCCAUCAAUGGAAUUCUUGACGACUGUGUUUCAGGUGGAGCCAGCGACGGAGAGGAGAGUGACACGGAAUCAGAGCCUGGCAUUCCGUUGAAACGAAAACAGCGCCGAAGCCGGACCACGUUCACCGGAGACCAGCUCGAGGAACUCGAACGAGCCUUCCAGAGAACGCAAUAUCCCGAUGUUUACACCAGGGAAGAACUCGCUCAAAAGACCAAGCUGACGGAAGCAAGAGUGCAAGUGUGGUUCAGCAAUAGGCGGGCGCGGCUUCGGAAGCAGCUCAACAGUCAGCAGACACUCAACGCCUUCAAUUCGAUGUCCCUUCAGGGCGCUUUCCCGGCGCACACGCAGUACGAUCCCAGCGCCAACUUCAACGCACAGAGUCACAGUUCAGCCUGGCAACAAGGCUACAACACACUGGGCGGAUACGGCAGCGCAAGCAACACCGCUGCAGCCAGUGAGGCCCAAUACUACCAGAGUCAACAAUGUGCACAAGCCACGCCGUGGACAAGGCAUCAUCAGCCUCCACCCAACAGUAAACCACACGCACCUGAGCUGCCUUGGCCCGAUAAUUACAGUUUGUUUUCGAGUGGAGCUGGUCAAGUAUACGGUCCUCCCAGCAAUCUGACCCCUCACUCACCAUCUGAGGCGAAGUCUGGCUACCCCUACUUUGGACAAUUGAGUGGCAUGGAAGCUGGAAUCUGUGGAAGAGUUCAUUGACAAUAUCCACUGUGAUAUACAAAUUUUACUAAAAUGCUAACUGAAUCUUGAUGUUUACAUAUUUGUUUAGGGCUAACGCCUGUUUACUCUUUCCACUAAUGUAAUACUUGAAAAAAAAAACGAUAUAUUUGUAAUAUUCAAAGCCAGAAACAGAACUAACAAUCAAUUAUGAUUGAACACAUAUGAUGGCAUGAAGGUCUCAGGAAAAUGCUUUAUAGAUUGCUUCCAAUUUACAAAAUAUUUAAGAUAUCAUUGAUGUAAUGUAGAGAAAAUAGAAAUGUGUUGCCUU
Nilaparvata lugens (brown planthopper) is the source of this 1630-nucleotide messenger RNA. RefSeq names its product protein gooseberry-like. NCBI's taxonomy places the organism in Eukaryota, Metazoa, Arthropoda, Insecta, Hemiptera, Delphacidae. The transcript is spliced from 7 exons. Gene Ontology annotation, molecular function: DNA-binding transcription factor activity, RNA polymerase II-specific; RNA polymerase II cis-regulatory region sequence-specific DNA binding. Gene Ontology annotation, biological process: anatomical structure development; regulation of transcription by RNA polymerase II. The coding region runs from base 154 to 1341 and encodes 395 amino acids. The record is from RefSeq and is a predicted model, not a curated record.